This is a messenger RNA of Sphaeroforma arctica JP610, 231 nucleotides long. RefSeq names its product RNA polymerase Rpb3/Rpb11 dimerization domain-containing protein. Lineage: Eukaryota; Ichthyosporea; Ichthyophonida. The annotation marks the transcript as partial. Gene Ontology annotation, cellular component: RNA polymerase II, core complex. Gene Ontology annotation, biological process: transcription by RNA polymerase II. Gene Ontology annotation, molecular function: protein dimerization activity; DNA binding. The transcript has a single exon. The record is from RefSeq and is a predicted model, not a curated record.
AUUAACAAAGAAGAUCACACGCUUGGCAAUGUUCUGCGGCAUCAGCUGUUAAAAGAUCCCGCUGUUCUCUUCAGUGGCUACCAUAUUAUACAUCCGUUGGAGUUCAAAUUCGAAUUGCGAGUUCAAACGGAUCCUAACGGUACAUACACACCCGAAGAUGCGCUUGAGAACGCUAUCAAAGAUUUAAUAUCUGAGUGCUCGCAUCUGGAGGAUCUUUUUCAGGUAAAAUAG